Messenger RNA from Daphnia pulicaria, 2982 nucleotides. RefSeq lists its product as uncharacterized. The transcript is spliced from 5 exons. The record is from RefSeq and is a predicted model, not a curated record. Lineage: Eukaryota; Metazoa; Arthropoda; Branchiopoda; Diplostraca; Daphniidae. The coding region runs from base 2287 to 2982 and encodes 231 amino acids.
GCACAUUUGUUUCUUUAAAGAAAAUGAAAAUCAUUUCAGCCUAAUUAGUCGUAGUGUACAUAGACCAUAAGUCAUAACGCACUAGUUCAAUCAAGUUAAACGUCUCGGAUACAAAUGGACAAAAUGACAAAUGGCGGCUUAGUCUACGUCAUCAACUCUGAUCACGGCAUCACGCCCCCUGACGGCUCCUUUGUCGAUCACCAUCUGGUGGCAAGAGGAUAAGACCGACAUUUACAUAUAGUGCAAUAUGUAGAUUUUUCCACAUCGUUGUCUUCAUUUUUCUUUUACUCUUACACCCUGUUAAAAUUAGUUAAAACAUCAGAAAUCGCAAUCACCAAACACCCCGGAAAAAUUGAGGAACCCAAAGGAUAUUUCAAUUGAAUUGAGAUUGCGUUGAUUUGAAUUGAGGAAACGAAAGGACAUCAACUCAAUUCAACUCACUUGUCUUCACCGCAUCACAACAAGUGGCUGGAAAGUCGCCCCUCCCUGACGACCACCGAGUCCGUUGGCGUCCGUUGGUGAGUUCUAAUGGAGAUAAAUUGGUUAAUGAUCUUCCUUUUACUCUGGGUUGUAUUACAAAAAUACGACAAUAAAUCAUAUGAAUAAAUAGAACGUGGAAAUAAACUUAAAAAAAAAUCUACAUGGGGUUCUCACGCAAAUAAUUUCCUUGAAAACUUAUUUUGCCAAAACUAAAUCACAUGCAAUUAAAGAUUUAAAAAACAACGGCAACAACAACAUUAAACAAAUAAUGAUUAUUGUCGCCUACCUAUCUGUCCAAGCUAACCCAAUUACUGCUAGACAUAUUUUUACAGUUCUUCAGAAAUUUGAAGUGAAUGCAGCAAGUUUACAUCACAUUCUAGAUCUUGGGAAACCGCGAUUAUAUUUACUUAUUGAAAAACAUAACGUCCGACAACGUCGCGUAUUUUUGUGGUUUUCAAACCGCAAACGUUUAGAAACAAACUGUACGACAGCCUUGGUUGGUUAAACUAAAUUGCACGGCAACUAUUUUUUGUGGUAGUUGCCACUCGUGAAAAAAAAAAGCAAAGCAUCGACAGCAAAUAGUCUUCCUUGAAUUGCAGAAUGAAAUCCAACACAUCUUCGAACCGCAUUUUUAUUAACUAUCUCUUGUGCUUCCUGUUGUUUCCUGACAUUCUCUGCCUCGCCACACCCUCUAAUCAAAGAGAUCGACAGGAAAUUCAUCAGACUCUGAUGAAUUUCAUCUCUGAUGAUCAGAGAGCCGCUCAGAAUUGGAGGCUCAGAUACGCUUUUAACUCCAAUUCCCGUACGAAUAAUAGAUGUCCGCCUGAACAACGUCUUAACCGACAGGGGAAAUGUGUACACGGCGGACAAAUUGCAAUUGGAUAGACAACACUGACACACAAAUAAUCAGAGACAUCAGGAUCACUUCCUAUAAGCUGUGUGUACUUGAAAUCGACCAUUUGCCAAACUUCUAUUAAACACUUCGUGAAUAUGAUUAAUACCAAGCCCACGUUCAUUGAAACAAUUUUAAGGCAAAUAGACUCGAAACAAAAUUCAGAUUCUCCCGAGUAUUUGGUCUCUUUUGGUGUGACUUUGUGGCCAGAAGGCAGACAUUUCAGUUUGCAUCAAGAGAUUGUGCAUAUUUUAAAGCAGUUCGUAUUGAAACUGAAUCUACUUCUGAAACUGGCCCCAGAAGAACGUUAAACGCCACCUAUUCGUCGAUUCCUCAAAUGGGUUCAGAACUCAUAACGGUAUAAAAGAAGACGUAACCCAAAAGAACAACCUAUAUAAGGAACGCCAAUUUCGUGUUAGGACCCUGCACCUGAAAUGCCUUGGUUUCUUUCAGUGUCAGUCAUUCUGGAUUUCUCUGACGACGUGGCUGGUUUUUAUCAUCUUCUGCCUUUGAAAAAUGAAUUGAAAUGUUAAAAAAUCACAUCAGCUCUUGUUUGUUAUUAACAAGCAGACGUACUUUCGUGGAAAGUAAAGCGGCGUUGCUAAUUUAUGCAAUUCAACCGCUUAAUAAAAAAAUACGAAUUCAAAGUUCAAACUGGUAAAGCACACAUAAGAUAAUAGAGUAAUUAACCGGUGUCUUUACCUGUGGUACGAAUAAUCGAAUGAAUUUGCAUGCUUUGUCAGUUGUCACCCUGAGAUAGGAAUAGAAGUAUCCCUGGUCCGUGUUUUCUUAAACUGGCCCGGAAGAAUUUUUACUGCCAUCUAUUCGUCGAUUCCUCAAAUGGGACAGAACUCAAAACGUGUCAGUCGUUCUGGAUGUUUGAGCUUGUUUUUAACAUCUUCCGCCUUUGAGAAAUGAAUCGAAAAGUGAAAAAAUCACAUCAGUUGUUGUUUGUCCACAACAUCUUGUUCUUCUUUUUCCUCUGUGGAUCAAUCUGCACUUCAAACACUAAUACGAUUCGGGCGAAAAGUCAUAUUUCAAACAAUGAGAAUUUCGCGGAGAAAAGAGAAGAAUGCAACAGAGUAGCUGGUAACCCAAACGACGAGGAACUAGGCGGUUUUUUAGUGAAAAUAUUGAAAAGUCUCGGAGCAGAAUUGGAAGAGUACGUGGAAUAUGGCGACGACGAACACGCCCAAACUGUUCUAAGCGAAAUAAAAAAUACAUGGGAAUGUAUAGCCCUAAACCAGAAAUCGUUGGCGAAUUCUGGCGAGUCGCCUGAAUCUCUGAAAAAGUACAUGGCUAAAAUUCUAUUUCUCGUCAAGCAUCGAAAUUGCGAGUCACCAGACGAGACAUUUUUCAAUGGCAAAUGUCUUCCCAUCAGUACAACAAAAAGGAGCGAACAUUGUCCAAAGCACAUGGGACUAUAUGACAACGAUGAAAAUAACACAGGAUUUUGUGACUGUCUGGAACUGACGAAAGAACAAGCGAAAUCAGAACUACGGCCAAUAUAUUCGGAUGAGACUGGCAUCUGUCAUCGGCAAAAUACUCAGGUGACACGGAAGUUUAACUAUACACGCAAGAAUUACAGGUUUACUGUAGCUCCCGAUUAG